Molecule: messenger RNA, 573 nt
Organism: Achroia grisella
Lineage: Eukaryota; Metazoa; Arthropoda; Insecta; Lepidoptera; Pyralidae
Exons: 3
Coding region: 1-573 (190 amino acids)
Source: RefSeq, a predicted model, not a curated record
AUGACUUUGGAAAAGUUACUGUCACAUAUGGGAACAGGGACGAAACUCAUCACCGACAGGUUCACGGAGUACGGCCCAGUGCAUGAUCAAGAGGUAUACUACGCGUACGAGCCUCCUGGCUCUCAUCAGGGACAUGAAGCCGCGUCCAAGCACAACUACGGCAGCGGCGGUGGCGGACAAAAGAGCAACGCUGCCAUGUCUGCACUAACUUUGUUGGCGUUUCUGUUUUUCCUGCACAUUCUCCAACAGUGCAUAAAAGACCAUAUGACAGACAUGAGCACCCCACAAAUCAUGAUCAUGACUGCGGGAAGGGAGGGCGAAACCAUUUUGAAGAAAAACGAUAUCCAGAAACUCGAUAAGUCCGGUAUCACGUCAAGUAAAGAAACUCGCGAACAUGUAAACACGGAAAAUAGAACUAAUAAUGCAAACAUGAUUGAUGACAAUGAAAAUAAUUUAAUGAAGGUACAUACCGCCGACCCACCGAAAUCAUGGGGUACAUACACGGGCGCUUUUAAAAAACACGGCAAUUCAAAUUUAACGGUUUUCGAUACAAGCGCUAUGGACGAACAUUAA